Messenger RNA from Microstroma glucosiphilum, 2491 nucleotides. RefSeq lists its product as hypothetical. NCBI's taxonomy places the organism in Eukaryota, Fungi, Basidiomycota, Exobasidiomycetes, Microstromatales, Microstromataceae. Bases 1 to 2319 code for a protein of 772 amino acids. The record is from RefSeq and is a predicted model, not a curated record. The transcript is spliced from 7 exons. Gene Ontology annotation, cellular component: cytosol. Gene Ontology annotation, molecular function: 5-oxoprolinase (ATP-hydrolyzing) activity. Gene Ontology annotation, biological process: glutathione metabolic process.
AUGGCUGAUUCUUUUUCCUCUUCUUCUUCUUCUUCGAAGAAGAUUCAGAUCUCUAUCGAUCGUGGAGGAACAUUCACGGACUGCAUUGCCAUCGUACCCGAUAGGCCAGACGGGGACAUUGUCAUCAAGCUCCUCUCGGUGGACCCGAAUAAUUACAAGGAUGCACCGAGGGAAGGGGUGAGGAGGAUCAUGGAGAUUGUAGAGGGUCGGGCGAUUCGGAGGGAUGAGAAGCUGAACACUGAGGGAAUUGAGUAUAUCCGGCUAUCCACUACCGUAGCUACAAAUGCGCUACUGGAGAGGAAAGGCGAGAAGCAUGCUCUGAUAACCACCAAGGGCUUCAAAGAUCUGAUUCGGAUCGGCAAUCAGACUCGCCCGGCUAUCUUCGAUCUGGCUAUCAAGAAGCCGGAAGUACUGUACUCGGAUGUCUACGAAGUGGAUGAGCGGGUGACACUGGUCGGCUUCACAUCUGACCCUCACUUCGCAGAGCACCAGGUCCAAUUCAACGACGAUGGCUCAAUCAAGGAGGGUUACAGAGGCCAAGAUGCACCUCCGCCUUCAGACGAGCCAGAUGCAAAGGGCGGUGAGCCUCCGAUCGUACGAGGUGUGAGCGGCGAAGCAGUAGCUAUCCUCAAGCGGCCUGACAAGGAAACGCUCAAGAAGGACUUGAAGGCGCUCUAUGACAAAGGCAUAAGGGCGCUAGCUGUCAUCUUGAUCCACUCCUUCACAUUCCCAGAUCAUGAGCGGGUGGUGGAAGAAGUGGCCAAGGAGGUUGGGUUUGAGCACAUCAGUCUCAGCUCGGAGUUGAUGCCUAUGAUCAAGGCUGUUCCAAGGGGCAACUCUACUACGGCCGAUGCCUAUCUCACUCCUGUCCUCAAGCAGUACAUCAAUUCCUUCUUCGACGGUUUUGACUCUUCGCUGAAGGAUGGCACUGCGGGCACAAAGGUGGAGUUCAUGAUGAGCGAUGGCGGUCUGACCACAGCCAAGGGCUUCAACGGGCUCAAGAGCAUCAUCUCCGGCCCCGCUGGCGGGGUGGUUGGUAUGGCGAAUACAGGGUACGACGAGAAAGACGGCCGGCCGGUCCUGGGUCUUGAUAUGGGAGGCACUUCUACCGAUGUCAGUAGAUACGCCGGAAGGUACGAGCAGGUCUUCGAUACCACGAUCGCAGGUGUGACGAUCCAAUCUCCUCAGCUGGACGUCAACACGGUAGCCUCGGGAGGCUCCAGCAAGCUCUUCUUCCGUAACGGCCUCUUCGUCACAGGACCAGAGAGUGCUAGCAGUCAGCCAGGUCCCGCCUGCUACAGAAAAGGUGGUCCGCUGACCAUCACCGAUGCCAACGUUGUCACUGGACAUCUCUCAGUGGACCUCUUCCCCAAAAUCUUCGGUCCCAAUGAGAAUGAGGGUCUCGAUGUAGAGGCAAGUACCAAAGCUUUUGAGGACUUGACGAAGGAUAUCAACAAGCAGACUGGCAAGAACAUGUCAGUUGACGAAGUCGCUCAAGGCUUCAUUCGCAUUGCUAAUGAGACGAUGUGUCGACCGAUCCGAGCUCUCACGGAGGCCCGUGGGCUCUCCGCUGCCAAGCAUAUCCUCUCUUGCUUUGGAGGUGCUGGUGGCCAGCAUGCCUGCUCGCUUGCAAGGUCGCUAGGUAUCAAGACUGUCUUGAUACACAAGUACAGCUCGAUUCUAUCUGCGUACGGAAUGGCUCUGGCCGAUCGCGUCUUCGAGCGUCAAGAACCCUCCUCACAGCGCUGGGGUAGCGAAGGUGCCCUGAAGCAAGUCGAGGCAAGGGCGAGUGUGCUGGAGAAGGAAGUGCGAGAGGAAUUGAAAAAGCAAGGAUUCGCGGAAGAUCGGAUCGUCAUCGAGUCGAUGCUGAAUAUGCGGUACGAUGGUACCGAUACGGCUUUGAUGACAUUGAAGGGCGAGAAAGGGUGGGAAGGCGUGGAGGAAAGCUUUGUGAAGACAUAUCAGCAAGAGUUUGGCUUCACUCUUGAGAAGCCCAUUAUCGUAGAUGACGUGCGGGUCAAGGGCAUCGGCAAGUCCUACGGCGACCUGGGCGAGUCUGUCCAUGCCGAGCACGCUCGUCUUCAAAAAGACGGCUUCAAAGAAGCGGCUGCCUUGGAGUCGGCAAACAAGAAGAGUGUCUACUUUGAUGGACUGGGUAGGUCGGACAUCCCGGUCAUUCCAUUGGGAGACUUGCAGGCGGGAGAGAAGGUCGCUGGUCCUGCGAUCCUGAUUGAUGGGACACAAACGAUAACGCUUGAACCCAAGUGCGAAGCGCACAUCUGCUCUGCCUGUGUCCUGAUCGAGAUCAAGUAUGAGUGAGACGUCAUCGUGCUGCCAAUCUAUAUCCUGCAACUGCGAUUUUGCCGAGUGCAAUCUAUUUAGUGCCUUGCCGUCGGCCGUGACAGCAGCCCGGGCGGAUUGCUAUUGCCAAUUUGACCCUGGGUGAGGGAGCAAGCGGGAGAGAUUCGUGAGGCUACAUGUAAGGAAAGUC